Messenger RNA from Gastrolobium bilobum, 1449 nucleotides. RefSeq names its product anthocyanidin 3-O-glucosyltransferase 5-like. Lineage: Eukaryota; Viridiplantae; Streptophyta; Magnoliopsida; Fabales; Fabaceae. Gene Ontology annotation, molecular function: UDP-glycosyltransferase activity. The record is from RefSeq and is a predicted model, not a curated record. The coding region runs from base 1 to 1449 and encodes 482 amino acids. The transcript is spliced from 2 exons.
AUGGCCAUUUCAAACUCUCAUCAUGCUGCACUUCUAAGUUCACCAGGAAUGGGUCAUAUAAUCCCCAUUCUAGAGCUAGCAAAAAGCCUAGUCACUCACCACAUCAUUCCCAAAGUAACAUUAUUUCUUGCUUCAAUCAAAAGCACUGUUCCAUCCAAAGCAGAGACCCAUGUUCUCCAAUCUGCCAUAAAGGAAAACCUCUUUGAAAUAAUCCAACUUCCCCCACUUGACAUCACCAAGUCACUUGGCUCAGAUGCCACCAUAGAAACAAGAAUAGGACUCAUAAUGCAUGAAAUCCCACCACUCUUUCUCUCAACAAUCUCCAACAUGAAACUCAACCCAACCAUCCUCAUCACUGACUUUUUCCUAAGCCAAGUUAUACCUCUGGCCAAGAAUCUCAAAGUGCCCAUGUAUGCUUUUGCACCAACAAAUGCAUGGCUCCUUGCACUUGGUCUUUAUACUCCUACAUUAGACAAAGAGGUGCAAGGACAAUAUAACGAACCUAUCUCAAUCCCAGGUUGCAAAUCCAUACAUCCUAGUGAUUUGUUCGAAAUGUUGCUGGACAGGACACAUCCGCUGUAUCACGAAUAUCUUGGCACGUGUGAAGGGGUAACACAGGCUGAUGGGAUCCUUGUUAACACAUUUAACGAGCUAGAACCUAAAACACUGGCAGCACUCAGCAGUGGACAAAUCACGAAGGUGCCAGUGUAUCCAAUUGGGCCAUUGAUAAGGGAAACAAACCAAAACAAUGAUGAGGAAAAGAGAAGUGAUGUUCUUGAUUGGCUAGACAAGCAAGAAGAAGAGUCAGUGAUAUAUGUCUCAUUUGGUAGUGCAUACACAAUGUCACAAGAGCAAAUCAAAGAGAUGGCUUUAGGAUUGGAGCUAAGUGGGAAAAAAUUUGUUUGGUCUUUGCGUUCAUCAUCUGCAAUAAAACCUGGCAAUGAACACUACCUCACAGCAGGUGAGUCUAUUGAAACUCCUAGUGUGUCUAAACUUGAAGAGUCAAGUUCUUUUCCAGAAGAGUUCUACAGAAUACAAAACAAUGUGUUUGUGAUCAUAGAUUGGGCACCCCAGUUGGAUAUUUUGAAGCAUUCAUCUAUUGGUGGGUUUGUGUCUCAUUGUGGAUGGAACUCAGUGAUAGAGAGUGUUUCAUGUGGGGUACCAAUGGUUGCAUGGCCACUCUAUGCAGAGCAAAAGAUGAAUGCUGCAAUGUUAGCAGAGGAAGUUGGUAUUGCAGUUAGAAUAGAGGUUCAACUGUCUAAUACCAACAUGGUUAGGAAGGAGGAUAUAGUGAAAGCAAUAAGGAAGAUAAUGGAUAAGGAUGACAAAGAAGGAUGUGCUGUGAGGAAAAGGGUUAAGGAGCUUAAGCACAUAGCAGAAGAAGCUUGGUCUCAUGAUGGUUCCUCCUAUUUUGCACUUUCAAGAAUCAGUCUCUCAAAUGGUGAGUGA